GUGCCUCCUGGUAAGAGCCAUUUUUGAAGCCAGAAGACAAUGAGAGUUGGGAUGGCAUUACCAAAGGCAGUAGGAUACAUCAUUUUUCUUCUGGCUAUAUUCUACAGUCUGGAGAAUCAGGGAUACAGACAGUCUCUGAAUGUGUUUUUAGAGGACUUGAUGGGUACAAAAGCAUCACACAUUCAUGCCAGAGAAAAAAGAGAGGCUGCCUUAAAUUCCUCUGACUAUGUAGUCGAAGCUGUAAUAAACAUCUCUGAUGUGGACCUUCUCAGGACUAUUUUGAGCACACUCUCUUUUCCUAUACGGAUCAACAACACUGUUCACAUUACCAGCAUUGAAGCCACAACAGAGCUGCUGGACAUUGAUUUAGUCCUUGACUUGAACAUCCCAGUCUCCAGCAAUCCAUCAAAUUUCACUGACCUACUGAGGGACAUUCUGAGAUCUAUCCAAUUCCCCCUUGCCAUCUCUGAGACUUUAAAUGUAACAGGUGUAAAUUUCACCACAGGAUGCUACCCAAACUCAGCUGGAGGUCUGCAGUGUCAGUGUGAGGAGAACUUUGCUUGGUCAUGUGACAAGUGUGUCAUAUACGGUGCGUGCAGUGACGCCACCACACAAACCUGUGACUGCAUAAAUGGACUUCCUACUGAUGGAGAGUUCUGUGAACCAAUCACAAGUAUCACUCGAUGUCCACCCCCGACUCUUGAGCUGCUGGACAUUGAUUUAGUCCUUGACUUGAACAUCCCAAUCUCCAGCGAUCCAUCAAAUUUCACUGACGUACUGAGGGACUUUCUGAGAUCUAUCCAAUUCCCCCUUGCCAUCUCUGAGACUUUAAAUGUAACAGGUGUAAAUUUCACCACAGGAUGCUACCCAAACUCAGCUGGAGGUCUGCAGUGUCAGUGUGAGGAGAACUUUGCUUGGUCAUGUGACAAGUGUGUCAUAUACGGUGCGUGCAGUGACGCCACCACACAAACCUGUGACUGCAUAAAUGGACUUCCUAUUGAUGGACAGAUCUGUGAACCAAUCACAAGUAUCACUCGAUGUCCACCCCCAACUCUUGAGCUGCUGGACAUUGAUUUAGUCCUUGACUUGAACAUCCCAAUCUCCAGCGAUCCAUCAAAUUUCACUGACGUAGUGAGGGACUUUCUGAGAUCUAUCCAAUUCCCCCUUGCCAUCUCUGAGACUUUAAAUGUAACAGGUGUAAAUUUCACCACAGGAUGCUACCCAAACUCAGCUGGAGGUCUGCAGUGUCAGUGUGAGGAGAACUUUGCUUGGUCAUGUGACAAGUGUGUCAUAUACGGUGCGUGCAGUAACGCCACCACACAAACCUGUGACUGCAUAAAUGGACUUCCUAUUGAUGGACAGAUCUGUGAACCAAUCACAAAUAUCCCUCCAUGUCCAACCCCAACUCUUGAGCUGCUGGACAUUGAUUUAGUCCUUGACUUGAACAUCCCAAUCUCCAGCGAUCCAUCAAAUUUCACUGACCUAUUUAGACACUUUCUGAGAUCUAUCCAAUUCCCCUUUGUCAUCACUGAGACUUUAAAUGUAACAGGCUUAAAUUUCACCACAGGAUGCUACCCAAACUCAACUGGAGGUCUGCGGUGUCAGUGUGAGGAGAACUUUGCUUGGUCAUGUGACAAGUGUGUCAAAUACGGUGCGUGCAGUGACGCCACCACACAAACCUGUGACUGCAUAAAUGGACUUCCUACUGAUGGAGAGUUCUGUGAACCAAUCACAAAUAUCACUCGAUGUCCAACACCACCUCCUGUGACAACGACAACAACGGAGAUGACAACAACAACGGAGAUGACAACAACAACGGAGAUGACAACAACGGAGAUGACAACAACGUCGCCGUCGACAACACCAGUGAUGACAACAACAACAGUGGCACCAACAAUAAUCGAGAGGAACUUCUCGAAUACCCUGGACAUAGACUUUAAUGUAGCGUACAAUGAGCCAAGCAAUGGAGUUCAUCAAAACAUCAGUGCUGCUAUUGAAAGACAAAGUCAGAAGUUCUUCUCAAGCCUAAUAUCAUCACAGUUAGUAAGUUUCAGGAGUGGAAGCACCAUCGCUGAUUACACUAUCAGAGCAACUUCUUUUCGAGAAAAUGAAAUUGCUAACUUUAAUACAGGGAUAUUUACAGACCUGGCAGGAACAUACCCUAUGAUAUUUGACAAUCCGACAACCUUUAAUUUUGUUCAACCUUUUUCUGGGGAAAGUGUGACCCUGACGUGUGGUCCUCCUCCAUCGAUUCUUGGCUUUAGUGACAGCUGGACUGCAGAGUGGACACGUGACGGCGAGUUGAUACGUCCAGAUAGUGAACACACCUUUACAAGAGACGCGGAAACGUCAACUUUAACUGUGUCGAAAUUCUUUUUCACUAACAACGGACUUUAUGAAUGUAGUCUGAGAGACAGAAACGUUUUCAGACAGCAAUCGAAUGGAUCAAUCUCUUCCAAAGUGAUACCCUCGAUCCAAGUAAGACCGGUAAGAAACAAGGUCAAGUGUGAGGUUGGAAAGGAAGUGCAACUGGAGUGCUCAGUCAACAGCCCCUACACUGUUGAGUUUCCAGACAUAGCUUCUGCAGUACCAGGUAAAGUGAUCAACCACGUGUUUCGACUUCCUGAAGACUGUGCAAACAGGGAAGAGAAGUUUACUUGUCAAGUGGUAGAACUCAAGGAAUUCAAAAAAGAAAUAAUACUGGAGCUAUCCACUGAUGAAUUUAGAUGUAUAGAUGAUGAUGGCUUUGGCGCUGGAAAUGUUGGUGACAAGGGUGUAGCUUCCUGCGAACCAGACGAGGUGGGAGAAAAGACAGCAGUUUGUAAGGAAAAUGGCAACUGGGAAGACGUAGUAGACAAUUGUGUCCUACAAGUGAUUCAGGAGCUGUUUGACCAGUCUCAGUUCUUGAAUAACAAUUCACUGCCAGCCUUCUUGGACCAACUCAGCAAUAUCACCACUAACUUCAGUCAGCAAGUGGUUGAAUCUCCUGCCAACAUUAACGCCAUUGUUAUAAUACUCAGCAAUGUAGCAAAUGCGACAUCAUCUUUAAAUAUCGUAAUAUCUGAAACUGUAAUGGAGGAUCUCCUAGUAACUGCAGGUAUCCUCACCACAGACGGGGCAAGGGAUUCAUGGAACACUCUGAACAACAGAUUCUCUGGAAACAGCUCAGUAACAAGAAGCAUCCCUGAAGCUCAAAGUGCCAGCUCAUCAUUUUUGCUGUCUGUUGAGAAUAUAACACGUAACCUCAACAAUGAGUCUUUUGACAUUGUGACAGAUUUCAUUCUCUUGAACAAAACUAGAUUCACAGACAGUUUCAGUGGGGACUUUAAUUCUUCAGUGGAGAUAGAAAUACCAGAGGCUGACAGAGGGAAUAAGUCAAUCACCGUGAUAACUUUUUCCUCAAUGGAUAACGUACUCCCGGCCAGAGACGAAGUCAAUUCAACCUCCAACGUCAUCAAUGGGAGAGUCGUGCUUGUUCAGUCCAGCGGCAGCGUCAAUAAUAUUUCCUUUACAUUUGACAUUAUAAACGUCACGCUGGGGAACCCGCAGUGUGUUUUCUGGAACUUCAGCCUCUUCGAUGGUCUCGGAGGAUGGGACGGCGAGGGCUGCGAGUUGGUAGUCGACGGAAACGAAACCAUCACAUGCAACUGCAACCAUCUGACCUCGUUCUCUAUCCUUAUGUCACCCUUCAGUCCAGAUGACCCUGUGUUGGAUUUUAUAACCUACAUUGGAGUCGGCAUAUCCAUGGCUUCCUUGGUUAUAUGCCUCAUCAUUGAGGCUGUCAUAUGGAGAAAAAUACGAAAGAACAACACAUCGUACUUGCGUCAUGUUUCCAUUGUUAACAUUGCUGUCUCUCUCCUGAUUGCAAACAUUUGGUUUAUUAUUGGGGCAGCCAUCUCAGAUCCAAAAGAGGAAAACCCACCAGCAUGCUCUGCGGCCACCUUUUUCAUCCAUUUUUUCUACCUAUCCCUGUUUUUCUGGAUGUUUGCCUCAGCCCUGCUGUUGCUCUAUCGCACAAUCAGUGUCUUCGAUGGGGGUUUGUCUAAAAGGUCUUUGUUGGCUAUAGGAUUCACCCUAGGCUAUGGGGCACCGCUCAUCAUCGCAGUCAUAACCAUAGCUGUAACUGCACCCAGCAAAGAGUACAUUCGACAAAAUGGGGUCUGCUGGCUCAACUGGUACGAGUCCAUGGCUCUGCUGGCAUUUGUUAUCCCUGCACUGACGAUAGUGGUGAUAAACCUGUUCAUCCUGAUUGUGGUGAUAUAUAAAAUGUUGAGGAGAAGGGCAGUGAGGGAUGCUGCACAAGCUGCUGAGAGGCAUAUCCUAGUGGUUAUUGCAAGGAGUUUGGCUGUCCUAACACCAUUUUUUGGAUUAACUUGGGCUCUGGGAGUUGGAACUAUGACAAACCCAGAAAAUAGAGGAAUCCAUAUUUCAUUUGCCUUCUUCAAUUCACUGCAGGGUUUCUUCAUAUUGGUGUUUGGAACAUUGUUGGACAAAAAGGUGCGGUCAGAAAUAGCAAUCAAGUCGCAAACAUCCAGCGGUGGCACAAGGAGCACCAGCGCUGGAAUAUCAUCAACAAGUGGAUUGGGCCUUUUACGGAACUGGAGAAGAGGAAGAGAUGGUUACAAUAUGUCAUCUAAUGACUCCGGCGUAUCUCAAUCCUUCAACACCUGAUGAUCUUUGCAGACGGUCGGUCAGUCGGUAUUACAACCAGCCAAGCAAACCAUACCAGCAGAUUGUGAUUGAUUUUGACAAUUGUUAUUUAAUAUCUGAUGUCUUGUAAAAGUGAAUAUAAUUUGAAAGUUUACAAACUGUUAAUUGUGUCUGUAAAAGAUUGUGUGUGUGUGUGUGUGUGUGUGUGUGUGUGUGUGUGUGUGUGUGUGUGUGUGUGUGUGUGUGUGUGAGUGUGUGUUCCAGGUACUCCUCAUGUUGUGGGGACCUUAAUCAGUUUACACACUCGCCUUAUGGGAACUUAUCUUCCUUAUGAGGACAAUAAUGUAAAUAAUUCAAUUUGAGGUGAGGACGUGUUUUAUGGUUAGGAUAAGGUUAUGGUUAAGCCAUGGAGUGUGUGUGUGUGUGUGUGUGUGUGUGUGUGUGUGCGUGUGUGUGUGUGUGUGUGCAAGUAUUCAACUACAAAGUAGAUGCAAAACAGCUGUUGUUUUGGUUUGCCAAUCAAAUCAGUUACACAAGGCGAGGCUGUCUUGCACAGAUCAGUGAACUUGUUUAUUCAAGGGGUGACAUCACAAUGACAAAUUGUCUUGGACAGGACCAUCAGUCAAAUAUAAUUCCAAACAAGGUAAAGUGAGCACCAGGAAGUACUCAGAGAAAACAUAAGCUCUUUUUAGUAUACUAUAUAUAAUAUAGCAGGAAGAAAUCUCUCACAAUCAGUAUAUUGCUAUCUUUGUGAGGACCUGUGUGUGUGUGUGUGUGUGGGUGUGCGCGCGUGUGUGUGCGCGUGCGUGCGUGCAAGUCACGACUACACUGCUUUCACAGCUGUGCACAAAAUUGUUGACAGGCUGCUCAUUUUAUUAAAGUUCCAUCACACUGUCAACAUGCCUUCAUUUGUGUUUCACAAAAGAGUUGAAUUCUCAAAACUGAAAUGUAAGACGUAAUAAGAAGUAAGGCCAGUGUUUGGUGUUUAAGGUGCUGCAUCUUUUUUUUAGAUGAAAGUUAUUUAGUUUGUUUUUAUAUCUUGCAUGUGAAUGUAUGUAAAAUAAGUCUUCCACAGAGCCUCAGGCUGACACCCGCACUUAUGUCGCAGUCACUCCUUACAAGCUAACACACACUAGUAAAUGUCAAACAGACCUGAAGUUAUUGCACAAAAAAUUUAACAUCUUCAUUUUGUUCUCCUUUUUUUGUAUAAUACUUGUUGCACUUAUAUUAUGAUAUUUAUCUAUUUGUCAAAGAUAAGGAAGGUUAAAACCAAUUAUUAUUUGCUUUUAAUUUCCAGUUCAUAUUCUAAUCCAUCAAAUUCUGGAAGGCAGUGAAUUCUCUUAACCAGAAGUCUUUUAAAGCUUGCUGAACCAAUUGUAGUAAACUACAAAACAUAUAUUUUUGACCUUUCAAUUUGGUCUGGCACAGUUCCCACGGUUUGGUAGACUGCCUAUGUAACUCCAUUACAUAUCCUUGGACCUGUUCUUUUUAUUCUAUAUAUAAAUGAUGUUGUUUCUUCUGCAACUGGUUGUAAUAUCCAUCUUUAUCAUCUUUAUGCAUUGUGGAUACUGUACAGUCUAGAGAAGUUGCUCUCAAUGACUAUAAAUUAGUUUUAAAUGCAGACAAAUCUCAAUUUAUACUUUUCUCCACAGCCUCAUCAUCACCACUAAAAGUGGCACCAAUGUUUGUUUUAAUUUCAUAUCCUUUUUUACUUGUAUUUUUUUAUCUGUUCCACAUCAUUGUAAAUGAGGGUUUUACCCUCAGUGAUC
Molecule: messenger RNA, 6419 nt
Organism: Seriola dumerili (greater amberjack)
Lineage: Eukaryota; Metazoa; Chordata; Actinopteri; Carangiformes; Carangidae
Product: adhesion G protein-coupled receptor F5-like
Exons: 30
Coding region: 40-4671 (1543 amino acids)
Biological process (GO): cell surface receptor signaling pathway; G protein-coupled receptor signaling pathway
Cellular component (GO): membrane
Molecular function (GO): G protein-coupled receptor activity
Source: RefSeq, a predicted model, not a curated record